AUGAGCGGGAUAGGUGAAUCACGAACUGAACUAUUAAAUUGGUUGAAUGAUCUGUUGAAGUUGAACUAUAAGAAGAUAGAAGAAUGUGGCACAGGUGCCGCCUAUUGUCAAAUAAUGGACUCUAUUUAUGGUGAUGUACCCAUGCACAGAGUUCGGUUUAACAGUACUGCAGACUAUGAGAACCAAAUAAAUUAUAAAGUUCUUCAGAGUAACUUUACCAAGCACAAUAUUGAGAAGACAGUAUAUGUAGAUAAAUUAAUUAGAUGCCGGUUUCAAGACAAUCUGGAGUUCUUACAAUGGCUCAAAAAAUACUGGGUAAACAAUAAAGAUGGAACACCUUAUGAUGCGGAGGCACGCAGGAAUUACAGACCAAUAUCGAGUACAAAUAGCGGUACUCCAGGUACACCUUCUGGACUCUCCAGUGCUAGUAAUAGUAGUUCUACACUAAACAUAUCUAAACGAAGAAAUAUGAGUGACUCGACAUCUCUAAGCCGUACUCAAUCUCUAUCUACAAGGUAUGCCAGCGGAACUUCAGGAAACAAUAUAAAUCGUAGGGUAACCAGUGAGCAAAUAAUAGCUUUGCAAACUGAGCUAUCUCAAUCUCAUAACAAAAUUCAAGAGAUGGAACAAGAAAUGGGAACUUUUAAAGAGGCUCUAACGGCUAUGGAAGCAGAGAAUAACUUUUAUUUCUCUAAACUGCGCGACAUCGAAAUAUUAGUCCAAACUACUCAAGAUUUUAUCAAGGAGGGUUUAUACAAGGGCGAUGUCGAAGAACUUGAUAAAUUUACUAACAAAGUACAGCAUAUUUUAUAUGCCACUAUUGAGUCGGCGUCUAACGAAGAAACUAAAGAUACUAAUGAAUCCAACAGGAUUACAACUAACAACACUUCUUCAGGAAAUAUAGCAUCACAAACCCUCGAGGGAGAAUCGCUGCGAUCAAGUAACAACUUGAUAAUUGACGAAGAAACUUUCUAA
Messenger RNA from Nakaseomyces glabratus, 975 nucleotides. RefSeq names its product microtubule-binding protein BIM1 (gene BIM1). Gene Ontology annotation, biological process: regulation of microtubule polymerization or depolymerization; protein localization to microtubule; spindle assembly. Gene Ontology annotation, cellular component: spindle midzone; microtubule organizing center; cytoplasmic microtubule. The record is from RefSeq and is a predicted model, not a curated record. Gene Ontology annotation, molecular function: microtubule plus-end binding. NCBI's taxonomy places the organism in Eukaryota, Fungi, Ascomycota, Saccharomycetes, Saccharomycetales, Saccharomycetaceae.